AUGGGUAUGACAGGCACCCAGGCUAUCCCGAAAGGCGCAGAACUGCUGAAAGGAGUCAACUGGGUCUUGAGCAUUGGAAAGGACGUCCCACUCGGUACCGUGUAUAUUUCGCACAGUUCGUUCCUGGAGGGUAUUCUGCUCAAGUAUCUUGAGCGAAUUAAUCAUCAGACGACAAUGGUUCCAGAGUUCUGGGGAGUUACUGACAAGAAGUGGAUUUUUGAUCUUGUCGAAUGGGAUAACCACAAGGCAAAGAAGGGUAAGCGUUGUGUCUGGCGAGACGUUACAAUGCAGGACAGCAGUAUGGACCACCUUCAAUUUGCAUGGCGGAAUAAAGAUAUGUGGAAUUACAAGAACGACUUUGAUGAGGAAAUACUCUACUCAAUGAGAUGUAUCACUCGUAACACUUUGGUCAUUCCAACCAAGCACAUGGGCGAUUGUGACAUUCAGUUACAUGGUACUGUCGAAAUCGAGCUGGAGUAUAGCUGUGGAGAUCCUGGAAAGGAUUGGAGGUAUAAAAAUUCAACAUACGCACUAUUUCCUUAG
Molecule: messenger RNA, 543 nt
Organism: Fomitiporia mediterranea MF3/22
Lineage: Eukaryota; Fungi; Basidiomycota; Agaricomycetes; Hymenochaetales; Hymenochaetaceae
Exons: 2
Coding region: 1-543 (180 amino acids)
Source: RefSeq, a predicted model, not a curated record